Penicillium samsonianum is the source of this 2493-nucleotide messenger RNA. RefSeq lists its product as uncharacterized. The transcript is spliced from 7 exons. The record is from RefSeq and is a predicted model, not a curated record. Bases 1 to 2493 code for a protein of 830 amino acids. Gene Ontology annotation, molecular function: hydro-lyase activity. Lineage: Eukaryota; Fungi; Ascomycota; Eurotiomycetes; Eurotiales; Aspergillaceae.
AUGACCACUCAGUCUCUAGGGCCCAAAAUCAAUAUCCAGCUCCCCGUUGGAUGUUCUGAAGAUCUAUUUUCGGGGUUAACAAAGCUUUUGAGUAAUCUCCGGACUGCUAGAAAUGUUCAAGUUUACGCCUCCACGAAUGAUUCCGCCACUGGGUUGCUGCAGCAAAUUCGGUCUCUAUCAGCGAUUCUUUCCGAUACAGGCAAUACCCGCGAGGCCGACACACUCACAGAGGUCAUAGCAUUAUGCACUCUUGAAACGGACUUUGGUGGACUGGGUCUCACCCCGGAGAUGGCGCUGACAGCAAAAGAUGAGACAGAAAUCCUGUUUCUUGUUGCAGCCUGGAUGGAAUCUCUCAACUCAGCAGAUAGGGCCAAAUCCCCCCGACCACAACUGUCAUCUCGACCAGAGGGUAGGAGGGCGAUGACCCUGAGCGAAAAAAUCUUUGCGGACCAUGAUAUUCAACAAAGGGGCUUUGUGAAGGCCGGUGACUUGAUCAGGGUUGAUGUUGAUUGGGUGAUGGCGUCUGAAGCGUCUUGGGCUGGUAUGGAACGAACAUACGAGAAGCUCGGAAACCCUGGGAUUUUUCGGAAUGAUCGAUUUUGGCUUGCUGGGGAUCAUGUUGUUGACCCGCGAGUCAAUACAGUGCCGAAAGUCAAACACCUGAUUGACGCCAGUGAGAGAGCUAAGCAUGUUUUCAAAAUGACAGAUUACCAAGGGAUGAACUAUACAAUCAUGCACACGGAAUUUUUCCGGCAGCGGGCGCAGCCAGGCAUGUUAAUCAUUGGCUCGGAUUCCCAUACCUGUUCCUCUGGUGCGCUUGGCUGCCUCGCCAUCGGAUUGGGGGCUGCUGAUGUGACAAUGCCUCUGGUGACUGGCGAGACGUGGUUCAAAGUUCCCGAAAGCGUGAACAUCCGUUUGAUCAACUGUCCACGUAACGGAAUUGGAGGGAAGGACACCAUUCUUUAUAUUCUAAAAGAACUGAAGCGGAAUACUGUUGCAGCUGAGAAGAUCGUGGAGUUUACUGGUCCAGGAGUUCAACAAUUAUCUUGUGAUUCUCGUUUUGCGAUCGCCAACAUGACGACGGAAUUUGGGGGCAUUACGGGUGUCUUUGUUCCAGAUCAAGUCACCUCGGACUUUGUCAAUCGACGGAAGUCUCCACGGCACAAGAAGUCUUCAAAAUAUUACCGCCCUGAUGAAGACGCAGUAUAUUCAGGAACUUACGAGAUUGAUUUGGCCAAGGUUGAACCCUUUGUCGCACUUUACCCUUGUCCAGAUGAUGUUGUUCCAGUGAGCCAAAUCGCGGGAAAGCAGCUGGACGGUUGCUUUAUCGGUGCAUGCACUACUGCCGAGGAAGACCUGUUUUUGGGGGCUUUAAUACUCGAACAAGGUCUCAAACGUGGCAUGAAGCCGGUGAAGUCAGGAAAACGAAAGAUUGUUCCAGGGAGUAUGCCUAUUCUCAACAACCUCCGAAAAACCGGCAUGGUCGACAUAUAUGAAGCCGCAGGGUUUGAGAUUGGAAUACCGGGAUGUAGCUACUGUGUAGGUAUGUCGGCGGAUCGUGCUGGCCCUGGGGAAACUUGGCUUUCCUCCCAAAAUCGAAACUUUGAGAACCGUAUGGGUAAAGGAUCCUUCGGAAACCUCGCUUCAGCAAUCACGGUGGCAGCUUCAUCCUUUGAAAUGAAAGUCACCGAUCCAAGGCCUCUUCUCAAUUCCAUCGAGCUUGGCAGACUCGGUGAGAUUAUGGGACAUUCAAAAAAGUCCGAAGAAAUUGGUGAUGAUCUGUCCUAUGUUGAGCCUGGUGGUCUGUGUGAGCCUCCAAGUGGACAGGAAAUGGAGCAGAAGACCGAGCGAAAUGCGAACGGCGAGGAUUCCUCAGCCAAGUCCCCGGCAAAUGAAAUAAGGAGAGGUAAAAUCCAGCGGCUGGGGGACUUCGUUGAUACCGAUGCUCUUGCCCCGGCAGAGUUUCUGGUUUCCUCGAGGACGCCCGAGGCCAUAGGAUCGCAUUGCCUUGAAUUUACCAACCCCAAGUUUCGAGAUCGAGUGAAAGAAGGGUAUAAUGUUGUGGUUGCAGGUGAAGCAUUUGGCUGCGGGUCUUCAAGAGAACAAGCAGUGUUAGCCCUCAUGGGCUGCGGAGUGACCUGCGUGAUUGCUAAAUCCUUCGCCUUUAUUUACGCACGAAAUCAGCCUAACCUUGGGCUACUGGGGAUUACUAUGCAAGAUGAUUUAUUCUAUGAUGCUGCCGUGGACGGCGCCGAGAUCACUAUAGAUCUUGAUUCGCGAGUCAUUGGUGUGGGAGGAUAUUACUAUUCCUUUACGCUGAGUCAGAUGGAGGAGGAGCUCAUUUCAAGCGGUGGAAUUACAGCAGCCUUUCAACGAUUUGGGAAGAACUUGUUUGAUGUCAUGUGCGCCGCAAAGCCUAUGCCGGGACAUACAAACAAACUGGAUGUCGAAGGGGAUGCAGUAAAUGGAGCCCAGAUUUCGCUGGAAUGGUGA